Molecule: messenger RNA, 3120 nt
Organism: Penicillium cosmopolitanum
Lineage: Eukaryota; Fungi; Ascomycota; Eurotiomycetes; Eurotiales; Aspergillaceae
Product: putative transcription factor (Snd1/p100)
Exons: 6
Coding region: 1-3120 (1039 amino acids)
Biological process (GO): superoxide metabolic process; mRNA catabolic process; regulatory ncRNA-mediated gene silencing
Cellular component (GO): RISC complex; cytosol; nucleus
Molecular function (GO): metal ion binding; RNA binding; nuclease activity
Source: RefSeq, a predicted model, not a curated record
AUGGUCAAGGCUGUUGCUGUCCUCCGCGGAGACGCGAAGAUCGCUGGUACUGUCACCUUCGAGCAGGCCGAUGAGUCCGCUCCUACCACCAUCUCCUGGAACAUCACUGGCAACGACGCCAACGCUGAGCGUGGUUUCCACGUUCACCAGUUCGGUGACAACACCAACGGCUGCACCUCCGCCGGCCCUCACUUCAACCCUCACGGCAAGACCCACGGUGCUCCUACCGAUUCCGACCGUCACGUCGGUGACCUGGGCAACUUCAAGACCGAUGCUGAGGGCAACGCCACCGGCAGCGUGCAGGACAAGCUUGUCAAGCUGAUCGGUGCCGAGAGCGUUCUGGGCCGUACCCUGGUCGUCCACGCCGGCACUGAUGACCUCGGCCGUGGUGGCAACGAGGAGUCCAAGAAGACUGGUAACGCUGGUCUCCGCCCUGCUUGCGCGGUGUUUCCCUUCAAAAUGCCUUUCGAAGCCCGCGUCAAGUCCGUCCUGUCCGGUGACACGGUCGUGCUGUCGCAUAUCUCUAAUCCCUCACAAGAACGUAUCCUGAGCCUGGCAUAUGUCUCUGCGCCACGCCUGAGGAGAGAAGGUGACGAGCCCUUCGGAUACCAGUCGCGCGACUUCCUCCGUGAGAUCCUUGUCGGCAAGGUUGUUCGUUUCGAUGUCGUCUACACCAUCCCCACCGGCGCCAAGCGGGAGUACGGUGUCAUCACCCUGCCCGGUUCUAACGCCAAGCUCCCCGAUAUCAGUGUUCAAGAGGGAUGGUCUCGUGUCCGCGAGGAAGCUGGCAAGCGAGGAGAUGAGUCGGAGGCUACUCAAGGACUACUUGAUCGUCUGCGUGGGCUGGAGUCUCUCGCCCAGGAUGAGAAGAAGGGUAUUUGGUCCGGUUCCGCCGAGGGUCUCAUCGAGACUAGCUACGAAUUGUCCCACGGGCAAGCUCUUGUGGAUGAACAUAAGGGAGAACAAUUGGAAGGUAUCAUUGAGAAGGUCUUGAACGGAGACCGUGUCGUCUUGCGUCUCUUGGUUUCGUCUCAGGAGCACGUGCAGUCUGUCGUGGCUGUCGCUGGUAUCCGAGCUCCAGCUGCCAAGCGGACUACUGCCGAUGGUAAAGAGCAGGCUGCCGAGCCCUUUGGCGACGAGGCACAGCAAUUCUUCGAGUCACGCCUGUUGCAGCGUAAGGUCAAGGCUUCUCUGCUCGGCGUGACCCCUCAAGGCCAGCUGAUCGCUACCCUCCUCCACCCCAACGGAAACAUUGCCCAAUUCCUUCUUGAGGAGGGUCUUGCCCGCUGCCAGGAUCACCACGUCACCCUCCUUGGCCAGGACAUGGCUGCCCUCCGCCAGGCCGAGCGUUCGGCCAAGGAUGCUCGCAAGGGUAUCUUCACCGGGCACGUUGGACCCAAGACCUCUGGUGCCGCUGCCGUGGACUAUGUUGUCACCCGUGUCCUGAACGCCGACACUCUAUUCCUCCGCAAUAAGGCUGGUCAGGAGAAGAAGAUCAGUAUCACCAGUAUUCGUCAGCCCAAGCCCUCCGACCCUAAGCAGGCCCCAUUCGCUGCCGAGGCCAAGGAGUACUUGCGCAAGCGUGUUAUUGCUAAGCACGUCAUGGUCACUGUGAAUGGCAAGAAGCCCGCCAACGAGGGCUACGAGGAGCGCGAGGUUGCUACUGUCGUCCAGGGCAACACCAACGUUGGAUUGGCUCUGGUUGAGGCUGGAUACGCCUCAGUCAUUCGCCACCGCAUGGAUGACGAUGACCGCUCCCCCGACUAUGAUUCUCUCCUGGCAGCUGAGGCUGAUGCUCAGAAGGAGGCCCGCGGUAUGUGGUCUCCUAAGCCGCCCAAGGCGAAGCAGCUGGUGGACUACUCAGAGAACGUCCAGAAGGCCAAGCUCGAGGUCGGCGUUCUGCAACGCUCAAAGCGCAUUCCCGCUGUUGUCGACUUCGUCAAGUCUGGCUCUCGCUUCACCGUUCUGGUGCCCCGCGAGAAUGCCAAGUUGACUCUGGUCCUUUCGGGCAUUCGUGCUCCCCGAUCUGCCCGCGGGCCGGGCGAUGCUGGUGAGCCUUUUGGACAGGAGGCUCACGAUCUGGCUAACCGCCGCUGCAUGCAGCGUGAUGUCGAGAUUGAUGUCGAGACUAUUGAUAAGGUCGGUGGUUUCAUUGGUUCCCUGUAUGUUGGCAAGGAGAACUUCACCAAGAUUCUGCUGGAGGAGGGAUUCGCAACCGUGCACGCCUACUCGGCUGAGCAGUCUGGUCACGCCAACGAGUACUUUGCCGCUGAGGAGCGGGCCAAGGAGGCCCGCAAGGGUCUGUGGCACGACUGGGACCCUUCCAAAGAGGCUGCUGCGGCCGCUGAGGAAUCCGAGGCCGCCAACGGCACUGGUAAUGAGAGCGAGGCCGCCCUUAGCCAGCGCCGCAAGGACUACCGGGAUGUCAUGGUCACAUUCGUUGACCCUACCAAUGGACGUCUCAAGCUCCAACAGAUUGGUGCUGGCACCAGCGCUCUGACUGAGCUUAUGUCCGCCUUCCGUUCUUUCCACAUCAACAAGGCCAACGACACUCCUCUUCCUGGACCUCCCAAGGCCGGCGACUGGGUCGCUGCCCAGUUCUCUGAGGAUGGCGAUUGGUAUCGGGCCAAGGUUCGCCGCAACGACCGCGAGAAGCAGGAGGCUGAGGUUGUCUACGUCGACUUCGGCAACUCCGAGAGCCUGCCUUGGUCUAGCUUGCGCCCUCUUACCCAGCCUCAGUUCUCGAACCAGAAGCUCCGCCCACAGGCCGUUGAUGCCGUGCUCUCUCUUGCUCAGUUUCCCACCUCCUCUGACUACCUCGAGGACGCUGUUGCCUUUGUGGGCGACCAAACCUUUGACCGCCAGCUUGUGGCUAAUGUCGACAAUGUCGAGUCCGACGGUACUCUUCACGUCACUCUUCUUGACCCGGCUGUUUCGAAGAGCCUCGACCAGAGCAUCAACGCUGACAUCAUCCAUGAGGGUAUGGCUAUGGUGCCUCGCAAGCUGAAGGCUUGGGAGCGUGCCUCCGCCGAGACCUUGGACAACCUGCGUGAACUUGAAGCAGAGGCCAAGGCCGAGCGCCGUGGUAUGUGGGAAUACGGUGAUUUGACUGAGGAUUAA